AUGAAAAUGAUGCCAACACUCACCCUCACGAAUCGUCUUGAACCCCCUCCCCGUCCUCCUCCCCGGCAACACCAUCACAUCCAACGCCUCAAUGAGUUUCUUAUUCUCAGCAUGUUCGCGAUGCAGUGCCCUCAGGGACUCGCAACUAAAUGCGUCGGAACCACAGAACAAUAUCCUCAACGGAUCCGAGACCCGGGACGAGCUGUGUCGCAGCUGGGAAUGCAGAUGCGGGUGUCUCGCCAGGCGGUAGGCUUGGGCCCUGCUUAUGAGACGGAACAUGAUGACGGGUUCAUGGUUAUGUUUGCUCUUGAUGCGGAGUCUACUGCAUGGUGUGGAAUUCGGUGCUGUUGA
Pochonia chlamydosporia 170 is the source of this 351-nucleotide messenger RNA. RefSeq lists its product as hypothetical. The record is from RefSeq and is a predicted model, not a curated record. The coding region runs from base 1 to 351 and encodes 116 amino acids. The transcript has a single exon. NCBI's taxonomy places the organism in Eukaryota, Fungi, Ascomycota, Sordariomycetes, Hypocreales, Clavicipitaceae.